AUGCGCGGCUUGUCGGUGUUCAUAUCCGAUAUUCGGAACUGUCAGAACAAGGAGCAGGAGCGACUACGAGUCGACAAGGAGCUCGCGAACAUUCGCACGCAUUUCAAGGCUGAACGUAAGUUGACACCAUACGAGAAGAAGAAGUACGUGUGGAAGCUGCUCUAUAUCUUCAUGCUCGGCUAUGACGUCGACUUCGGCCACAUGGAGGCUGUCUCCCUCAUCUCCGCCCCCAAAUACGCAGAAAAACAGGUGGGGUACAUGGUGACGUCAUGUCUGCUGAACGAGAACAACGACUUUCUGCGCCUCGUCAUCAACUCCGUCAGGAAUGACAUCAUCGGUCGCAACGAGACCUUUCAGUGCCUCGCUCUCACCAUGGUGGGCAACAUCGGGGGGAAGGAGUUCUCAGAGUCCGUCGCCCCUGACGUGCAGAAGCUGCUGCUGUCGAGCUCAGCGCGGCCGCUGGUGAAGAAGAAGGCAGCGCUGUGCCUGCUGAGGCUCUUCCGCAAGAACCCCGACAUCAUCAGCACUGACACGUGGCCACAGCGCAUGGCGAGUCUGCUGGAGGAGCGCAGUCUGAGCGUGCUGCUGGCAGCCAUGUCGUUGCUCGUGGCGCUGGUGGCAGCGAACCCGGAGGCGUACCUGUGCUGUGUGCCCAAGUGCGUCAAGGUGUUGGAGCGCCUCGCCAAGUGUGUGGACAUCCCGCAGGACUACACCUACUACGCCAUUCCAUCGCCCUGGCUGCAGGUGAAGACGAUGCGGGUGCUGCAGUACUUCCCGUCCAUCGAAGACCCCUCCAUCCGCAAGUCGCUGCUCGAGGUGCUGGCGCGCGUACUGCAGGGCACGGAGGUGGUGAAGAAUGUCAACAAGAACAACGCCGCCCACGCCAUCCUCUUUGAAGCCCUCGCGCUCGCGAUGCACAUGGACGUGGAGAGGGAGGUGAUGGCGCACUGCGUGGGGCUGCUGGGCAAGUUCGUGGGCGUGAGGGAGCCCAACAUCCGCUACCUUGCCCUCGAGAACAUGGCGCGCAUGUUGAUGGUGGCAGACGUGCAGGAUGACAUCAGAGGCUUCCAGAGCCAGAUCGUGCACUCCCUCAAGGACCCCGAUAUGAGCAUUCGGCGGCGUGCGCUGGACCUGCUGUACGGGCUGUGCGACACCGACAAUGCCAAGUUCAUCGUCGAGCAGCUGCUGCAGUACCUGACGGUGGCGGACUUUGUGAUGCGCGAGGAGCUCACCCUCAAGACCGCCAUCCUCGCUGAGAAGUUUGCCGUCGACCUGCCCUGGUACGUGGACGUGAUUCUGUGUCUCAUGGAGCGAGCAGGCGACUUCGUGAGCGAGGACGUGUGGUACAGAGUGGUGCAGAUCGUUACCAACAACGACGACCUGCAGCCCUAUGCGGCCUCGCGAGUGCUCAAGCUCAUGCGCAAGCCGGCGGUGCAUGAGACCAUGGUGAAGGUGGGCAGCUACAUAUUGGGCGAGUUCAGCCAUCUGUUGCCGCAGCAGCCAGGCUCCACAGCAGCGGACGUCUUUGCCGUGCUGCACGACAAGUUCCACACCGUCUCCAUCCCCACGCGCGCCCUCAUGCUGUCGGCGUAUGUGAAGCUGGCAGUGCGCUCGCUGCCCGACGAUGCGCUGCACGGCAAGCUCAUGGCCAUCUUCACUCGGUACGAGAGCAGUGUGGAUGCGGAGGUGCAGCAGCGAGCAGUGGAGUAUGCCUCUCUGUGCCGCAGGGGCGGCCCUGCCAUGGCCGACAUCGUUGCUGACAUGCCCAAGUUCCCUCAGCGCGAGUCGUCGCUGCUGCGGCGUGCGCCGGACAACGAGGGGGACAGUGCGGAGGUGAGCGCAGUGAAGCUGCGCGCCCACCACAGCAACGCCCUCGCCCUCGUCCCCGUCUCCGCCCCCCCCUCUGGCUCUGCCGCCAAGCUCCCUUCCGCCACCGCUGCCCCCGCUGCUGCUGAUGGUGGUGUGGGGCCGGUGCGACGACCACAGCCAGCCUCCUCUGCUGAUGGUACCCCGUCGUCCCCACCCCCGUCCACCACCCAGCCUGCACCCGCUCAGCCGCCCACCUCACUGGUGGACGAGCCAGCAGCCGCGCCCCCCCCUGCAGCAGGCAACGAGCUCGCCCUCGCCCUUGUGCCUGCGGACUCUGCCAACGCUGUGGGCGACCUGCUGGGGGAGCUGCUCUCACUUGAUCCCUCCGCCUCCAACGCCCCUGCUGCUGCUGCGGGCGCCCCUGCUCCUGGUCCUGCUGCUGCCGCUGGUGCUGGUGGUUUGGGGGGAGCCGAGGCCGGGGCCAUGGCACUGACGCUCUUUGACCAGACAGCUGCGCCCGCUGCUGUGGUGCAGCCAUUGGGCAGUGUGGCGGAGUGGUUCAGGGCGCUGAUGGGCAAGGACAGCGGCGUGCUGUAUGAGGACGCGCACCUGCAGAUCGGGGUGAAGAGCGAGUGGAAGCCACCGCACGGCCGCCUGGUGCUGUUCAUGGGCAACAAGGAGACGGCGCCGCUCACCGCUCUCACCGCCUCCACACCGCCCACGCCCGGCCUGCGAGUCAUCCUCUCGCCGCUGCCUCAAGUCAUCCCCCCCCGCGCCCAGAUCCAGCUACCAGUGGAGGCGGCAGCAGUGCUGGUACCCAGGGAGGCGCCGCGCCUUGACCUGGCGUACACGCUGCCGUCGGGCACGCGCGUGCCGCUGCGCCUGCACCUGCCCGUGGGGCUCUGCAAGGCGCUGCUGCCGGCGUCGCUGUCGUCUGCUGACUUCUUUGCUCGCUGGAAGACCCUCUCUGCUCCGCCGCACAAACAGCAAGUCGUGCUGAGGGGAGUGAAGCCGCUGCCACUGCCUGCACUGGCACAGCUGCUGGCGUCCAUGCGCAUCAACCCACUGCCCAACCUGGACCCAAACCCCAACAACAUAGUGGCGUGCUGCACGCUGCACACAGAGACCACCCCGCCCACCCUCCUCCUCGUACGCUGCUAUCCCCGUGCCGUGCUCUCCUCCCAACGCCCUCCUGCUUCUCACUGCGCCUCCCCUCCUGCAUUCCUGCUUUUCGGCUUGCCCUGCUUGUCAUUGGUGUUCCUCAGCUUGCCUCUCCACUCCACUCCCUCUCUUUCCCACUCAAAGCCCAUUCUCACUAAAACCUCCCAAUCCCCUCCGUCCCCCAUCACCCCGCACCACCCCCCACCACCCCCCAUCGCUCCCCAUCACCACCUACCACCCUCCAUCACCGCUCACCACCCCAGGCGCGUCUGGAGACGGACCCAGCGGACCGCUCGCAGCUGCGCCUCACCUGUGCCUCCUCCGACCCCACCGCCUCCGCUGCGUGCUCUGUAUCGUGUUGCUCAUCCCCCCACCUGCUGUUUCUCCGCCCCAUUGUUCUCACUGCCUGCAUCCACAUGCGUGCCUCCUUUGUCACCCCUCCACGCUCACCUGCGUCCCUGCCCUGUGCUGCCCUGCCCCUUCCUUCCCCUUCCCUCCCCUGCCCUCCCCUUCCCUCCCCUGCCCUCCCCUGCCCUCCCCUUCCCUCCCCUGCCCUCCCCUUCCCUCCCCUGCCCUCCCCUGCCCUCCCCUUCCCUCCCCUUCCCUCCCCUGCCCUGUCCUGCGUGCCCACGGCCUCCCCUCCCCGGUGCCACCAGGCUGAAGGACUUCAUCAGCGACAACAUCAGUGAGCUGCCGCCCGCCUGGCUGCAGCCACCCCCAGUGGCCGCCCAGCAGCAGCAGGGAGGAGCUGCCAUGCUCGCCCUGCCCUGGUCUGGUGCCCCUGCUGCUGCUGCUGCUGUUUCUUCCCCUCCCGGCCCCAUUGCCCUCGCCCCCUCGCCCGCUGCCCCCCCUCCCGCCCCUCACAUGGUGCUCCCAGGGGGUGUUCCCCCCCCUGCUGCUGCCAUGGCGCCCAUGCCGUAUGGGGGCAUGCCCAUGCAGGGGCCUGGGAUGGGCAUGGCUGGACCCAUGGGGAUGGGAGGGCCAGGCAUGCCUCCUCCCAUGCAGAUGGGCGGCGGCAUGGGUAUGCCGGGUGGGAUAGGGCCGGGCGGCAUGGGGCCGGGUGGCAUGGGCAUGGGGGGGCAGAUGCCCUUGCACAUGGGGGGGAUGCCUGGGGCCCCGCAGGGAGGAAUGCCCAUGGGAGGAGCCAUGCCUGGUGCCAUGGGCAUGCCAGGUGCCAUGCCGGGUUACAGGCCUGGAGGGCCUGGUUCCGGGUCCCUGCUCUGA
This is a messenger RNA of Closterium sp. Naga37s-1, 4194 nucleotides long. The record is from the annotation of a GenBank genome assembly. Lineage: Eukaryota; Viridiplantae; Streptophyta; Zygnematophyceae; Desmidiales; Closteriaceae.